GAAUUAGGAGAUAGGAACCUUCUCACCCCCAUGUACAAUUAGCAGGAGUUAAUAUUGGUGCUUACAUUAUGGAAAGUGGUCUGAGAAAAUGUUUGCAUACUCUCAGACACAAAAUUUUUGUUUCUAGGAUUAUACUAUAGAAAAAUUUCCACACUGAGUUAUUUGCAGUGGAGACAAGUUGUAGGCAAUCUGUUAUCCAUCACUAGGAAAACACAUAGGUAAAUUAUGUUGGAUGGACAUCAUACAGCAUGUUACUCAAUGUGUAGUCCAUGAACCAGCACCAGUCCUAGGACUCUGUUUCCACUUUAUGAUGAAAUAAUUACAGAAAUUGAGGUGGAACAUUUAAAACUAUUAUAGGAUUUUAACAACGCUAAUACCUUUUUGUAGCUUUUUAUAAAAUAUUGGUCCAAAACAGAAAGUGUUAGAAAGAAAAUGAUUCUUUACCAUAAAACUUUGAUAAACACAUACAUAAAAGACUCCAUGUGUCCGUGAACCCUUGAUUGCAGAAAAUAGUCACUAAGAAGGGGGAAAGGAUAAAAUAAGAAUACAGAAAUAAGUUGGAAUUCAACAGGUGUAUCAAGAUUUCAGAUGCAAUGAUUAGUAUCUAGGCACAUUGAAAAAAUAGUGAGGACAUAAAAAAACAUAAUUAAAUAAAAGUAUGUUUUGUAUGUUCUAGUACUGAUAUAUUUAUGAAAUGCCAAUCAGUUUUCACCCUGGGAUCACAGCUACUGGCCCAUGGCAAUUUUUCCCAGCUGUAUAUGAAAUUAUCUCAGUCAGAUGUCAAAGUCCAGCCUUUAAAAUAUACAUCAAUUAUGUCAUAGAAAAUAUUCUCUAACCCUGCUAUGAAACCAAAUUUUUACACCAUUUCCAAUUAUAGAAUUAGUUCAAGGAUCACAAUGAUCUUAGCUUUCUCUGCAUUUCUUUCUUUGUAUCUUUUCAGGUGAUUCCUAGUCUUUGGUAGUCAUGGAACAAAGCAAUGGCACUCAGGUGACUGAAUUCAUUCUUCUGGGAUUUGCUGGUCAGCACUCAUCUUGGCAUAUCCUCUUCAUGGUAUUUCUUGUGAUUUAUGUGACCACCCUCGUGGGUAAUAUGGGGAUGAUCCUACUCAUCAAGAUUGAUUCCUGCCUUCACACCCCAAUGUACUUUUUCCUCCAACACUUGGCCUUUGUUGAUCUCUGCUACACCUCUGCUAUCACUCCCAGGAUGUUGCAAAACUUUUUAGAAACGGGAAAAUCCAUCUCAUUCAUGGGCUGUAUGGUGCAAUUACUCGUCUAUGGCACUUUUGCAACAAGCGACUGCUAUAUCCUUGCGGCGAUGGCUGUGGACCGUUAUGUGGCCAUCUGUAACCCACUCCACUACCCAGUAGUCAUGACCCAGAGAGUCUGCAUUCAACUCUUAGUUGGCUCCUACCUCAUGGGCUUCCUAAAUGCCUCUGUAAAUACCAGUCUGACUUUCUCACUGAACUUCUGCAAAUCCAAUAAAAUUAACCACUUUUUCUGUGAUGAGCCCCCGAUCCUUGCUCUCUCAUGCUCCAACAUCGAUUUAAGCAUCAUGUUCCUGACCGUCUUUGUAGGGUUUAACUUGAUGUUCACCGUGUCGGUUGUCAUCUUUUCAUACACAUAUAUCCUGGCUGCCAUCCUGAAGAUAUCCUCUGCUGCAGGGAGAAGAAAAGCCUUCUCCACAUGUGCCUCCCACCUGACAGCAGUCACCAUCUUCUAUGGGACCCUCUCUUACAUGUAUCUGCACCACGGGUCCCAGGAGUCUCGAGAACAAGAAAAAAUGGCUUCUGUCUUUUACGGCAUCGUGAUUCCCAUGUUAAAUCCGCUCAUCUACAGCCUGAGGAACCAAGAUGUGAAGGAAGCUCUGAAAGGGAUUGGAAAGAAGUGCCUCUAGUUUGAUCCUCAAUGUCUAAUUCUCUGUGCAUGUAAACAUCAAGACGAGCAGAGCUAAUUUUCAAGAAAUCAAAACAAGAAAGUCAAGCAACAUGGAAAGUGGCUCAUUUUUACUAAGACUGAGCUGCAAAUUAAAGUCAUGAUGAGAUAACAGCUUUCUAUCAACGUGUCUGGCAAAAACUGUGAAAGAAUGGUAAUGCCUAUUAAAUGCUGUGAUGUAAGAAAAAUUAUGUUCUCACACACUGUUAAUAGAAAAUUGAAGUGUUACUUUACAUUAGAAGGAAUCUGGCCAUAUCUUUUUAAAAAAAUA
Pipistrellus kuhlii (Kuhl's pipistrelle) is the source of this 2202-nucleotide messenger RNA. Its product is annotated as putative olfactory receptor 5AK3. Lineage: Eukaryota; Metazoa; Chordata; Mammalia; Chiroptera; Vespertilionidae. Gene Ontology annotation, cellular component: membrane. Gene Ontology annotation, molecular function: olfactory receptor activity; odorant binding; G protein-coupled receptor activity. The record is from RefSeq and is a predicted model, not a curated record. The transcript has a single exon. Gene Ontology annotation, biological process: sensory perception of smell; G protein-coupled receptor signaling pathway. The coding region runs from base 964 to 1893 and encodes 309 amino acids.